UGUGCUCAGUUCGUCACAGUGUGAAUGUGUUGUGAGCGUUGUGUUGUUGUGAGAUGGGUGUUUGUGUGAGCGUAUGGCUUUGUUUGAUUGUGGUGUAAUGUGAGUUUAUUUCUUUAAAAAAAAAUCUACACAGUGAUCUUAUUUGAUCUGGUCCGAGUAUGGCUCCGCUUCGAUCAGAGAUGAUAGGAAACAGCGCCCUCGAGCCUCCGAGGCGAUGAGCAGUGGCGAGAGUUUCUGGGCCUCCACGUUGUGGUCGGAGGUGAUGAGUUUGAUCAGAUAUACUAGUUCUCGGUGCGUUUGGGUUCAUCUCAAGCCCCUCGAUGGACGAUGAGUAAAUCAGCGAUUCUGAUCCGACCACGGCCCAGAAGCCGCGUAAACCUCGUGUUAAUGCCACGAGUCGCUGUUUGUGCGUUUUUAUACAGAGUCGCGGCGCGUUUGAUCGGCUUUACAAUACGGUUGAGACGUGCUUGUUGGAGUUGUACUGGCCUGUGUUCGUGUUUUCAAGGAUCACAAAAUGAACACAUUUAACAAAUUGCUGAACUAUUGGGCCACGGUCGAAUUAUGAUGCUUUUGGGGACCCUGGAACGAGUGAACCUCCCAAACCGUGUUUACACGGACCUAGGUCCGACCGAGUAGGACAAUGUUAAAACACCGAUAGUCCACCGGCGUUUACGACUCUGGGAGCCCGAUGCUAACUGUUACAACUGAAUUUAACUCCAAUCGUCGGGCGUUUUACUGGCGCGUUGGUUAAAAAACUGUCCGUUUAGUAAACCGUGCCGAUUUAAGUAUGAUUCACUUUGCAGCUGGAGUCGAACAACGCGUCGCCAAAGACCAGCAACUAGGCAGCUUCUUUUAUUAGGGCUCUGCUACCUUUUUGUAAAAUAAACCACGUAUCUACAUACGAGCUAACGUAUCACAUUGGGCCUGCUGCACGGAGUAGAAUUUAAAAAAAUUUCAACACCAAGUUACGUUUGCCUCGUCCUUCAAGUUGCCCUUUUUUCUUUGCAUUUGCUAUUGUCUGGAGAAUUAACACACAUCCUCACCAGUAGUAACAGACCGUCCAGUAUUACAACAAAUUCCUAUAAGAGAAUGCAGUAUUUGUCUUUCUACUUUGGCAGUUUUAUUUAUGCAAUCUUUAUUUUCCUAAAAUUCACAACGUCCAUCCAAAAUGGUGAUUCUUAUUAAUUUAUGGAACAGAUCAAGUUUUCCCUCCAAAAACUCGCAAGCCUGUUUAAUUUUGUUCAACCUGGUGAAAAGAGCUACAUAUUGUGUUAUUAGAAUAGCUCAGGCAGGCAACCAACAGCUGCCAAAAUGUGAUCUUUAGUAUAGCAUAGUUUUGAUCAAAAUAAUUGUUUUUGACAAGCCUACCGUAUAUACUUUGGCAAUAUUGUAUUAUCAAUGAAUACAUAUAUAAGUGCCAAAUGACGUGCCAAUAUGAAAAAAACACAUGAAAUCAGAUAUUUACUUAUUUAUUCGUAACAUCUUGAAUGCUUUCAUUGUAGAAAUUAAAACAAUAAAAUAAAAACGUGUUAUUCCAUUCAUAUUUACACCAUUUCCACCCCAUCACACGGGUGAAAUGACGUAGCGUAAGUGUCCGCCUUGAUAAAUGCCGUUCGAUUUCUAAAUGAAGACUAAAUGCUAAGAAAAUGAGCUUCAGCGUUUCCUUAUGUAUCUCCUUCAGCAUAGGGACCUCCGGACCUUCUUUUACGAAAGGAAAGGAGAUUAGACCGUCCCACAAUUCCUUGCUGCUGCAAUAUUUCAAUAGUAAGGUAUCAUUUUACAGAGAAACACAGAUUAUGUAAGCAACCGUUAGCCUAACAUUUAAUUUGCAACCUUAAUAAAGCCGUACUUCGGUCAAGGGAAGGUGGUUAGGAAAAGACGUUAGUUAGGCAAUAAUUAGUUAGGUAAUGUUUUUGACUAUUCGAAUCCACCCCUAGUCUCACGUAUGAGUCUGUGACUCUCGCGAUAACGUUACUUCUGACAAUGACGCCGGUCCUUGUGAUUACACGUGACCUAAUCUGUCCAACCACCUCUCAGUGAACAAUAGUUGAGGCGCGCCAGGCCGAACGGUUGCUGUUUCCUUUCGUAGGACAGCUAACGUCUUUUGGUAACUAUGGCUACGUUCAGCAAAAAACGGCGACAAAGUCACGUAAAAAGUGGCUCACAAAGUACAAACAACGUAGCGGACAUGUUCUUACGCGGUCCAACGAAUGUUGAAGAAGAGGGACGUUUUGUGGAAGGCUCCAUACUUCGCCUCACCAUGAAAAACUUCCUGACUUACGACUACUCCGUGUUGUUUCCUGGACCCAAUCUGAACAUGAUUGUUGGAGCCAAUGGAACCGGCAAGUCCAGCAUCGUGUGCGCCAUCUGUUUGGGUCUGGCUGGCAAGACCGCUAUCCUGGGCAGAGGCGACAAGGUUGGGCUCUAUGUCAAGCGUGGGUGCAAUAAAGGAUUCAUUGAAAUUAUGCUAUACAAGGCUGGUGGUAAUGUAGUAAUCAACAGAGAGAUCCAUGUGGAGAACAAUCAGUCGCUGUGGAUGCUGAAUGAAAGACACUGCAACCAGAAAGCAGUGGAAGAAGAAGUCAAGUCUCUGCGUAUCCAAGUCAGCAACCUCUGCCAGUUUCUGCCUCAGGAAAAAGUGGGAGAGUUUGCGAAGAUGUCUAAAAUUGAGUUGCUGGAGGCAACUGAGAAGUCAGUGGGACCACCAGAAAUGUAUGAGUACCAUUGUGAGCUCAAAAACUUUCGCAACAGAGAACGAGAACUGGAGAACGUUGUGAAGGAGAAGGUCAGUUUCCUCGAAAAGGCCAAGCAGAGGAAUGACAGAAACAAACAUGACGUGAACCGUUAUUACGAAAAGAAGAGGCAUCUGGACGUGAUAGAGUUGCUUGAUAAGAAGAAACCGUGGGUGGAGUACGAGACCACCCGAAAGGAGUGUGAAGGCGCAAAGAAGGAGCGAGAUGACGCCAAAAAGCAGCUUUCUGCCCUGAAGCAGGCCCAGGCGCCCAUGCUGAGGAAGAUCCAGCUGAUUGAUAACCAGCUGAAGCCCACUGAGGCACAGAUAAAGGCUAAGACUGUCGCCAUCAAAGAAGCCUCUCUGAAGUGCAAACAGAAACAAGAGCAGUUGGAUCGAAAACACAAUGAGAUAGAAGAUAUUAAACAGACUCAAAGGCUGAAGCAGAUGGAAGAGGAAGACCACCAGAAGCGAAUCAGCAACACCAGGCGGACCAUUGAGGACUUGAAGGCGGAGCUUGCCAAAGUUGCCGACCAACCUGAUGUGACUCCGCGGAUCAACACCGUCAACCUCGAGCUGCGAAACAUCCGGGAGGAGAGAGCGAAGCUCGAAGGAGAGAAGGGCGACCUGCGCAGGGAGAAGGAGAACCUGCACGCUGAGACCAGAAUGUUGUUGAGAAAGCUCAGUGACAUGAACAACAUGAUGAAUGCCAAAGAGGAGAAGCUGCGAGGACGCCACAAGGACACGCACAUGGCCCUCCAGUGGCUCCGACAGAACAGACAGCUCUUUGUGGGAAAUGUCCAUGAGCCCAUGAUGCUGGUGAUCAAUGUGAAAGAUCAUCGCUUUGCUAAGUUUGUGGAGAACCACAUCUCGUUCCACGAUCUACGGGCGUUUGUCUUCCAGAAAAAAGACGACAUGGAGAGGUUCAUGACCGAGGUUCGUGACAAGAUGAACCUGAAAGUCAACUCCAUAUCUGCUCCGGAGGAUUCGUGCUCCAGGCGGCCACCAUCACGAAAUAUUGAGUCCCUGAGGCGCUUUGGGUUCUUCACCUACUUACGCGAGAUGUUUGACGCCCCCGAUGAGGUGAUGAGUUACCUCUGUCACCAGUACAAAGUGCAUGACGUCCCUGUGGGCAAUGACCAGACUAAAGCAAUGAUUAAAACGGUGAUUGAGGAGCCCUACCUUAGGGUGUUAUACACAACAGAUGAGAGGUACACUUUGAAGAGGUCCUAUUACUCCAACAAGAUCAGCACCAGUAACUCUGCAGUUCACCCUUCCCAGUACCUCAGCAUCACGGUGGAUGCUGAAGAGAAACGGCUGCUUGAGCAGCAGAUGAAGAGCUGUGAGUUGAAGCUACGAGACAUCGAUGAGAGGAUAAAGGCCCUGCAGGCGGAAGCCGCCAGUCUAGAUCGCCGUGACAACGAGUUGUUGGUGGAGAAGAAGCACCUUUGUGAAGUGAAGGGAAAAAAGAGGCAACUGGAGCAGAAGAUCAGUACUAAGCAAGACAGUCUGAGACAAAUGGAGAAGAGCGUUAUUAACCUGCAGAAGAUCGAAGAGGAAACUAAAGCGAAAAUUGCAGUUGUCAAUGCAGAGAAAGUGUCCAUAAUCACAGUGUUCCUGGCCCAAAUUAAGCUGAGAUCCAAGCUGACCAUGGAGAAGGUGUACCUGGCUUUGGAAUCUGUGGGUCUGAUGGGUGAGAAAAGCAAGCUGGAGAAUGAUUGUAGAGACGGUGCCUCUGAACUCAAGACAACUGAGCAAAAAUGCAGCCGUCUAGAGCAGAGGAAAGUGCAACUGACGGAGCAAUGCAGAGGCCUCUUGAAGAGAGCGAUGUCAAUUUGUAAGAUGCGCCCUGAUGAGUCGUUACCGGAAGACCUUCGUAACGCUUUCAGCAAGCUGCCUGACACGCUGGACGAGAUCGAUGCGAUGCUGAACGAGGAGCGCUCCAGAUCCGAGUGCUUCACUGGCCUCAGCGAAAAUGUUGUUGACGAGUACAACAAGAGAGAGCAGGAGAUCAAACAUCUGGAGAAAGAGCUGGAAGACGAGAGCAGCGCUCUGAACACCUACCGACAGAACAUAUCCGAGGCUAAGGAGCGCUGGCUGAACCCUCUGAAGCAGUUGGUGGAACAGAUAAAUGACAAGUUCAGUGAUUUCUUCCGCUCCAUGCAGUGCGCAGGAGAGGUUGAUCUGCACUCAGAGAACGAGGAGGAGUAUGACAAAUAUGGGAUCCGAAUUCGGGUGAAGUUCCACAGCAGCACUCAGCUCCACGAGCUCACGGCGUACCACCAGAGCGGAGGAGAGCGCAGCGUCUCCACGAUGCUCUACCUCAUGGCCCUGCAGGAGCUCAACCGCUGCCCCUUCAGAGUUGUGGACGAGAUCAACCAGGGAAUGGAUCCUGUAAAUGAGAGAAGAGUCUUUGACAUUGUUGUCCGCACAGCCUGCAAAGAGACAACAUCCCAGUACUUCUUCAUAACACCCAAACUGCUGCAGAAUCUUCAGUACGCUGAUGAGAUGACCGUCCUCUGUGUCCAUAACGGCAGCCAAAUGCUUCCCCCCAACCAAUGGGACGAGAGUGAAUUCAUCAAACGAUGUGUCCAAAGAAAAGCCAUGGAAUGAGCCUACAGUUUUACGUCCACUGCCAAAAUUCAAUUAUUUAGAAUAGCUGAAAUGAAACCAAUGUUUAUCAUAAUUUCUGUUAAGCUUUUUUUUGUUGUUGAUAAAAUCAGGA
Messenger RNA from Pungitius pungitius (ninespine stickleback), 5456 nucleotides. Its product is annotated as structural maintenance of chromosomes protein 5-like. The record is from RefSeq and is a predicted model, not a curated record. Gene Ontology annotation, molecular function: single-stranded DNA binding; ATP binding; ATP hydrolysis activity. NCBI's taxonomy places the organism in Eukaryota, Metazoa, Chordata, Actinopteri, Perciformes, Gasterosteidae. Gene Ontology annotation, biological process: double-strand break repair via homologous recombination. Bases 2114 to 5344 code for a protein of 1076 amino acids. The transcript has 24 exons. Gene Ontology annotation, cellular component: nucleus; Smc5-Smc6 complex.